CCACGACAAAACCCGAAUCCGCCAAAACCCUCGACAAAUACUAGUCACAGACCUCGCCGGUUUGUCGACGUCAGGAUUCAGGUCUUUUUUCGCGCGAGUCUCUCCUUGCCCCGUCGACCGCCUACCCAGCCCGCCGCUGUCGUAGGUUGCUGUAUAUCAACGAACGGUUCCUGUCCACUUUUGGCUUGAUCUCAAGUCAAGUGCAGACCUCACCAACACCUUUCGGAGAUCGCAGUUUCGGGUUCUCUCUCCCUCUCUAUUUCCUUGUUCACCCUCAUACCGCCUUUCUCUCCUCGAGUACUAGUUUUCAGAACUCACCGGAUUUCCUAUCAUCCUCCCCGCGACACUGUUUUUCUUCCCGUUUACGACAAAAGCAAGUUUCCUUAGGUCGCUGUUGGUCGACCAUCCUUCUACGUUAAAACCGAUCCAUCCCGAAUUACUCUCGAUCUAGACGUUUUGCCCUUAUCCCCAGUCGACACGACAUCGGAAAUUGAGGUGCACCGUUAAAUGGCCUGUCAAGCCUACUAGAUACACGUCGAUCCUCGCUCUACCGCCAUCAAACACACGCUCACGCACGGGACGUUUUAGCUGUGGUGAUCAUCCGCAGCUUUCCUUCACGCGUCCCAUCACCGCUCUCUCCUCCGACAAAGGUCGCGUUCCGAUCUUCGUCGGACCCCCUCCCAACCUUCAUCAUGCCCGGUGGCGUGUGUGCCGUCCUCGAUUACGAGGUCGACAUGAUGGCCGAGUACGUUGCUGAGAUGGCGCUGCGAGUUGUCACUCCCGAGGCCUCUCUGACCUCGCCCUUCCGCAAGUUCGUGUCUCAGAUCCUCACUUCGACGAGGCUCCCGAGCACCACGAUCCUUCUCGGAAUGAACUACCUCGCCAAGAGGAUCAACACCUUGAAGGGCCAGGGUCCCUACAAGGCCUCUGAGGGUCAGGUCUGGCGAUACCUGACUGUGUCGCUUCUGCUGGGCAGCAAGUUCCUCGACGACAACACCUUCCAGAACCGGUCUUGGUCCGAGGUUAGCGGUAUUGCCGUGUCUGAGCUCAACUCGCUUGAGUUUGAGUGGGUCGAGUCUAUGGGCUGGCGCCUGUAUGUCAACCUUGACCUCAGCAAGGACUACCAGGCAUGGCUCGAGAACUGGCGUGACUGGCAGGACAUGAAGAAGCGACAGGCUGCCCAGGCCAGCCGCGAGAGACUCGCUUCUCUUGUCCCCGCGAUCGACACCGAGCUCGCCAGGUACUCUGGCCAGCGCCAGUCUCCUCACUCACGCUACCUUCAGGAACAGGUGGCCGAGUACGAGCGUUACCAGGCUAUGAAGGUCCAGCAGCAAAAUUACCGCCCUCGUGGCGAGGCUCCUUGGACACACAACCCAUGGAGUGCUCCCCUCACGCCUCCCGACUCGGGCUAUGGCACACCCGACUAUGCCAUGUCCGCCUCGUCCAGCAAUGCUCGCUACAACGAGUGGUUCUCUCAGGCUGCUGCUCAGUACACCAGCCGAUACCCUCAGCCUCCCGCUCACAACUCGUUUUACCCCAACUCCCGCCACAAUUCAUAUGGCGGUCACUACCCAUACAACCAGAACAUGUGGGAGCAUGGCCUUGCUGAAUGCAGCUGUGCUGGCUGCGUCGACCCGAUGAAGCAGCAGGUCCCCUACUUUGUUCCUCACGGCUACAGCCAGCCGGUCAUGGGUUAA
Fusarium vanettenii 77-13-4 is the source of this 1697-nucleotide messenger RNA. RefSeq lists its product as uncharacterized. The transcript has 2 exons. The record is from RefSeq and is a predicted model, not a curated record. The coding region runs from base 693 to 1697 and encodes 334 amino acids. Gene Ontology annotation, molecular function: cyclin-dependent protein serine/threonine kinase regulator activity; protein kinase binding. Gene Ontology annotation, biological process: regulation of cyclin-dependent protein serine/threonine kinase activity. Gene Ontology annotation, cellular component: cyclin-dependent protein kinase holoenzyme complex; nucleus. Lineage: Eukaryota; Fungi; Ascomycota; Sordariomycetes; Hypocreales; Nectriaceae.